Bubalus bubalis (water buffalo) is the source of this 2147-nucleotide messenger RNA. It is a transcript of the gene RCVRN, whose product is annotated as recoverin. NCBI's taxonomy places the organism in Eukaryota, Metazoa, Chordata, Mammalia, Artiodactyla, Bovidae. The coding region runs from base 590 to 1198 and encodes 202 amino acids. The transcript has 3 exons. The record is from RefSeq and is a predicted model, not a curated record. Gene Ontology annotation, molecular function: calcium ion binding.
AAACUAACGCAGCAUUGUAAAUCAAUUAUACUCCAAUUUUUUAAAAAAAUGAAAGAAAAAGAAAUGUGCCAGAGGGUCACACGGCUAGUAAGUUGCAAAGCUGAGGUUUGAACCCAUGCUGGUUCCAGAGCCUGACUCCUAACCCAUCAUUACAGGACCACCCCUGCUGCAGAGACUCUCAGAGUUAGGGCAACGGAAGACAGGCAGGGAGCAUCCUUGCUCUUAGAGAGCUAGAGUGGCGGUCGAGGGUGAGGUAGGGAUGGCUGCAGAGCAGUGGCUGAGGCCUCAGGUCUCAAGAUUCUGAUCUACUCUCCCGGCCUCCCAGAAGGCCAAGAUGGAUUGACCUCCUGCUGUCAGCUCUUUAUUUUAAUCUCAGGGGGCUUCUGGGAGCCCGCCUCCCUCCUCCAACCCCAAGCUCCAGGCCCCUCCUCUCUCCAAGUACUGGGCUGAACCGGCCACAAAUCCGCCUAAUCCAUCAGCCUCUCAGGGUGCGACUGUCUCCUGCGGCACCCAGCCCAGCAGCCAGGAGACCCCAUCGCUCCCACCCACCCAGCGGUGACAGCCCGGCCGGGCCCACGCCACCUCACCCAUGGGGAACAGCAAGAGUGGGGCCCUGUCCAAGGAGAUCCUGGAGGAGCUGCAGCUGAACACCAAGUUCACGGAGGAGGAGCUGAGCUCCUGGUACCAGUCCUUCCUGAAGGAGUGCCCCAGCGGCCGGAUCACCCGGCAGGAGUUCCAGACCAUCUACUCCAAGUUCUUCCCCGAGGCCGAUCCCAAGGCCUAUGCCCAGCACGUGUUCCGCAGCUUUGAUGCCAACAGCGAUGGCACCUUGGACUUCAAGGAGUACGUCAUCGCCCUGCACAUGACCAGCGCGGGCAAGACCAACCAGAAGCUGGAGUGGGCCUUCUCCCUCUACGACGUGGAUGGCAAUGGGACCAUCAGCAAGAAUGAGGUGCUGGAGAUUGUCACGGCUAUCUUCAAAAUGAUCAGCCCUGAGGACACAAAGCGUCUCCCAGAAGACGAGAACACUCCGGAGAAGCGAGCAGAGAAGAUCUGGGGGUUCUUUGGCAAGAAGGAUGAUGAUAAACUUACAGAGAAAGAAUUCAUCGAAGGGACCCUGGCCAAUAAGGAAAUUCUGCGACUGAUUCAAUUCGAGCCUCAAAAAGUGAAGGAGAAACUGAAGGAAAAGAAACCCUGAUGUCAACUGCUCAGGUCUCCUCCCUCCCCACCCCUCUCAAAUAAACACACUUGUGCACACAUGUGCACGCACGCACACACACACACACACAAACACACACCGCCCCCGGGGCCGGGAGGGCCUCCAAGCCACAGCACAUUAAACCCUCCUGCACACCUCCCUGCCAAACGGAAGUGUCGUUAAGCUAUUCACCAAGUCCCGCCCACCAUACUGCCCGCCUCCCCUCCCCCCAGCCCGCCAGCCCAGGCCUCCGUAAUAACUCCAGGAUUAGGUCACAGGAUCCCUAAAUAUAGGUCACUGGAGCCCUAAAUAUCCCCGCCCCCAUGUAAGCUCCUUUGUGGAUUGUUGGGUAAGCAGGUUCCAAUAAAUGCAAGAGGAGCCGGGCACUCAGCUGACUGGUCAUUCUCCAACUGGAAAAGGAAAUGAUUUCUGUCGGUUCAGCCUCACGGACAAGGCUGUGUCGCCGUCGCAGUCACAGACCAGGGUGCGGGGACUGUGGUGCUGCAGGAAAGAGACACGGCCCUGUUCUGGUACAGCUCAGGGUGCAGAGGGGACCAUAGACCUUGAAGAAACCUGCAUGGGUGGUGAGGUUACCAUGGAGACACGCAAAGCAUUGUGGGAAGAUACAGUAGGCGGGGCUGACUUGUCCAGGGAUGGGGAAGGUGUUCCGGAUGAAGAGGCGUUUCAACUAAGACCCAGGGGAUUGGAGUGGGGGAAAUGUGGGGGUGGAAAAGUGAUGUGUCUCAGAGACCCUGAGUCGGGUAUGAGCAGUUCAAGUUCUAGGACCCUGAGAAGGCCAGUGUAGCCCAAGAGCAGAGGGAGGAGGCGGGGAGAGCAAAUUGAGUUAAGCUUCCAAAGUAGGCGGUGGGGUUGGGGAGGCCAGACCAUGCAAGGACUUCCCUGCGGGCCAGGGGAAGACCUAGGGUUCACCGUGGGGGUAGUGUGGGGG